AUGGCCGACGACACAGUCUCCCAUGAGCAGAGACACAUGCUCCUCUCCUUAAUCGAGCGCUACAAGGAGAUCGACUUUGAUGAAGUCGCCGCGAAGACUGGCAUCGAGACUGCAGCCCAGGCCGAGCAGGCCCUCAACCACAUUUUGCAGAAGAUCGCAGGUCACGAGUCUGACGAAGACACAAUCAGCGACGAACAUGUCGAGGUUUGCAAGUGGCCUGGUUGUCAAGAGAUCUUCUCUACUUCCAUCGAGCUCCGGGAUCAUCUCAUGACCCACACCGCUGGUCUCAGGGGCGCCGAACGCAUCGAACAAUGUCGCUGGCCUGGUUGCACCUACGAGAAAACUCUCACCACUCGCUGGAGUAUUCACUUCAUCAACCACGUCUCAGAUAAGGGGUUCCACAAGUGUCAGAGAUGCAGCAAAUCAUUCUCCAGGGCCAGCGACUUCAACAAACACAACAAGGAGAAGCACCCUUCUCUUGCUCCUGCUCAAGAGACUGAGGCUGAGGCUGAUGCUGAGGUCGGUGAUGAGGAUGGGGAAGAGGUUGAGGUUCAUACUGGAGACGAGACCAAGGGCGCGGUCGAAGAAAAGACUAAGGAGGAGUAGAGAAGCAGGGCAUACUACACACUCAUAGAGUGGUCAUGCUUUCUCAAUCAUCCAGAACCUAUUGCUUAGAGCGAAGUACAGCAGAGUGUCUUUCCAUCGCCUGGCAGGUUGCAGCAUAAACCAGCGCUUUUAAUAGCGGUGUAACAAGACUAUUUGCUCCAUCAUUGAAACUCGUGUUGUCUCGGAUAUAUUGGUGACAAA
Molecule: messenger RNA, 807 nt
Organism: Aureobasidium subglaciale EXF-2481
Lineage: Eukaryota; Fungi; Ascomycota; Dothideomycetes; Dothideales; Saccotheciaceae
Exons: 3
Coding region: 1-606 (201 amino acids)
Biological process (GO): regulation of transcription by RNA polymerase II
Cellular component (GO): nucleus
Molecular function (GO): RNA polymerase II cis-regulatory region sequence-specific DNA binding; DNA-binding transcription factor activity, RNA polymerase II-specific
Source: RefSeq, a predicted model, not a curated record